Molecule: messenger RNA, 1386 nt
Organism: Oikopleura dioica
Lineage: Eukaryota; Metazoa; Chordata; Appendicularia; Copelata; Oikopleuridae
Source: the annotation of a GenBank genome assembly
AUGACGCCGAAUACGAAAUGCACGGUUGAAUGUGCUAAUUGCAAAGCAGAGGGUAAGAUCUACUUGAUUACUGGGAAAGAUAAGAGGCUGCUGAUACCAAAGAAACUUCUUGACGAAGAGAGAAGAUACAGUCUUCCAGAAAGAGAGAGAAGAUAUAGUCUUCGAAAUACCGAAAAGAAACUGAAACUCAAGAAGCAUGGAAACGCAACUGACAAACAAAAACUAGUCUACGUUGUCCUUGGAAGUAUCUUCUGGAUAUCAAUCAUGCUUCUCACGAAUUAUAUCAGCCUACAGAAAAACAGACUUGCAUCACGAAAUUCGAGUUUUCUUCCUGCGCAAGAGCCCUUUACAAUUGUGGGGAUGUCGAAAGUGACAGCUACAGAAGGAAUGCGAUUCUAUCUGUAUGGAGUCGACAAAAAUGCUCACGACUCAGGAUUGCCCGCUCGAAAAAAUUGCCAAAAUGGCUGCCCGUGCAAAAAUUUCAUCUGCUCGAAGACUCAAUAUCCUUUAAAAACUAAUGUUGUAGUCGAGAAUUAUGCUUACGACUCUAUUUACCAUGUUCUUACAAACAGGUCAAACUUGUUUCUCCAGCUUGAAGUCCGCGAUAAAAGAUUGGUUGGAAAUGUUCUUGCGAAUUUCGAGUUCGAUUUCACAGCUGUGUAUUCGACGAUUUUCAUGGAAGGCAAAAGCUAUGUCUUCAUUUACCACGCAUAUGAUAGAUUUAACAACAAUUAUUUCAUAACACAGACUGGGAUAAGCAAACCAAUUGAAACGGAAAGGAUUGGCCUUUCAUUUCUUUAUUUGGUUGAUGAGAAGAGUCUUUCUUUGAAGCAUAGUUUCGGCAAAACUCCUGAUUUUCCACCCUAUGGAUUGAAUUUCAUUUUUGGCGUUGGUACGAUCGAUUCAACGGAAAAAAGCAGAAUAAUAUUUUGCGGAACUCGACUUGAUGAAGAUCGUUGUUUCUUUAUCGAAAGUGGCUUGAUAAGAAACUUUCGUUAUUCGAAGCCUCCUCCUCCAUCGAUCAAGUCGGACAUUUGGGUGGAAGAAAAUGACAGAGCAUUGAAAUUACCCGUCGAUAAUCAUUUCACAAUAUUCUACUUUCGCGAUAAAAACAUUCGAGUCGACUCACUAGAGCCUGGAAAAAACCCUUCCGUUUCACCUUGGCGAUCUGAAAAGUAUGCGGCUCCUCGUCCUCCUGGCGGUUUCAAGCUCUAUAAAAUGUACCUUGACGCAAUACCUGAUAAGACUUUGGCAUCAACUAUUUCUACGAGCAACAGUUUGUCACAAUCAAUCGUCUCUACCAGGGACACUGGAUCGAGCUUGACAGACUGGUACCAUAUCCGAUUUUCGGACACAAUCUUUUGUAUUUUCGACAGAGCUACAUGA